AUGACUGAACUGACCAUGACAACCACUCCAGCCCCCGCUCCCUCCGCCGCCCCCAAGGCCAAUCUGGAGGUCGAUGUAGAAGCCACUCAGCAGGAGGUACAAGAUGAGAAGCGCCCAAAACAAGGCCAGAGCGGCAAGCUGUUGCGACCAAAGCUGCGUCUUCAUGUCGAGGAGCUGCGCCAUCAGUCGUCAAUCUCGUUCUUCAAUUUCGUCCCCGAUGUGACUGCGACUCUAGAUACUGCCCUCGACAACAUCGUCAGAUAUCUAUACACAUCUCCCGAACGGGGUUCAACAGAGUCGCACACGAAAAACAGCCCGAUAUGGCCACCUUUUGAUCCCUCAAUCCCGGCCACGCGUUCUGUCACACUCUUCCUCCGCGACUUCGGUGGUGUCGCUUAUACGACCGGAACCGAGCUUGACAAUGACCACAAGGAAAUGCAUCUCUCGCUUCCGUAUGUCAAGCAUUGCACGACGCUCGCAGACCCCCCUAGAGAAUUGGUUGGAGUCCUCACUCAUGAACUGGUACAUUGCUACCAGCACACCGCACCACCAAAAACCGAUCAGGACUCCAAGAAGAUCCCCCACCCUCCAGGAGGCUUGAUAGAGGGUAUUGCGGAUUUUGUCCGCCUGAAGGCACAUUUGGAUCCACCGCACUGGAAGAAGCCGCAUUCGGCAUCUGAACGGGCGUCAAACUGGGAUGCCGGGUAUCAGCACACUGCGUACUUUUUGGCGUGGAUUGAGGAUGUCUGGGUGGGCGAGGGUGCUAUUGGCAUGCUGAAUGAUCGAUUGCUGAGAGUUGGAUAUGUCGGAGAAGAGAAAGACGAAGUGAACUCCGACCAAGCAGGAUUCUGGAAGGGUUUGUUUGGCAUGGAGGUUGCAGAAUUAUGGGAUGCAUAUGGUCGAUAUCUUGAUGUUAGCCAUGAGACUGCUAAUGACAAGAAGGCGUGCGGCAAUUGGGAGGAUGAGAUUCUCAAUGCGGCUUGA
Penicillium argentinense is the source of this 984-nucleotide messenger RNA. RefSeq names its product basic secretory family protein. The record is from RefSeq and is a predicted model, not a curated record. The transcript has a single exon. Lineage: Eukaryota; Fungi; Ascomycota; Eurotiomycetes; Eurotiales; Aspergillaceae. The coding region runs from base 1 to 984 and encodes 327 amino acids.